AUGGCCGAUUCUGUCUUCUCUAGCAACAAAAGAGAUCCUAUUAAAUCAUCAGUUGGGAGUGUUGCGGGUAGUAGAAGACGGCAACAUGCAGUUACGAUUGGGAAGGAAAGGAGGGAAUCGUUGGUGCGUGCGAAACGGCUUUGUAGGGUUGGAGUUAGCGAGGGUGAAGUUGAUGUUGACAUGAUGCUUGAUCAAGAGCAGUCUUUUUUGGAGUCUCAAACUUUGUUGGCUGUUGACAAUUUGAAAUCUGCUCUUGCUUCUCAGGGGAAGGGUGCAGUGCAGAAAAGAGUAGGCGCUCUUCAAGAAUUAAGGCGUUUACUGUCAAGAUCUGAAUUUCCUCCUGUUGAGUCUGCUGUUAAAGCUGGAGCCGUUGCCAUACUAGUGCAGUGUCUCUCAUUUGGUUCGCCAGAUGAACAGUUGCUUGAAGCUGCUUGGUGUCUUACAAACAUUGCUGCAGGGAAUCCAGAAGAAACAAAAGCUUUGCUGCCUGCAUUGCCUUUGCUUAUUGCUCACCUCGGGGAAAAGAGCUCCUCACCUGUUGCUGAACAGUGUGCUUGGGCACUAGGAAAUGUGGCUGGUGAAGAUGAAGAGUUGAGGAAUGUUCUUCUAAUUCAAGGGGCCUUAGUACCUCUUGCUAGAAUGAUGCUUCCAAACAGGCGUUCAACUGUUAGAACCGCUGCCUGGGCUUUGUCUAAUCUAAUCAAGGGUCUAAAUCCUAAAGCUGCUAACGAGCUCAUUCGCAUUGAUGGAGUAUUGGAUUCAAUUGUUCGACACUUGACGAAAGCGGAUGAUGAAUCAGCAACUGAAGUAGCUUGGGUAGUUGUUUACCUAUCGGCUCUUUCAAAUUUAGCCACGAGCAUGCUGGUGAAGAGUGAUGUGCUUCAAUUGCUUUUAAAUAGAUUAGCAACAUCAAACAGUUUGCAAUUAAUGAUACCGGUUUUGCGAAGUUUAGGUAAUCUCAUUGCUGGUGAUUCCCAUGCAAGUUAUGCUGUUCUUGUACCUGGACUUGAAGUUACAGAUACUGCCAUACAAGUCUUGAUAAAAUGUCUGAAAAGUGAACACAGGGUCUUAAAGAAGGAAGCAGCUUGGGUGCUGUCUAAUAUAGCUGCUGGUUCUGUUGAGCACAAGCAAUUGAUAUAUUCUAGUGACGAGAAGCCAAGUCUGAUCCCGGAGCAUUUGGUUUCUCUUGUUGAAAAAGGAUGCUUGCCAGGCUUUAUUGAUUUGGUUAGAUCUGCUGAUAUUGAAGCUGCUAGGCUAGGGCUUCAGUUCAUAGAACUGGUCCUGAGAGGGAUGCCAAAUGGAAAGGGCUCAAAGCUUGUAGAACAAGAAGAUGGGAUUGAAGCCAUGGAAAGAUUUCAGUUUCACGAAAAUGAAGACUUGAGAACUAUGGCAAACAGUCUAGUUGACAAGUAUUUUGGAGAGGACUAUGGGCUGGAUGAAUAG
Molecule: messenger RNA, 1443 nt
Organism: Vicia faba (fava bean)
Lineage: Eukaryota; Viridiplantae; Streptophyta; Magnoliopsida; Fabales; Fabaceae
Source: the annotation of a GenBank genome assembly